Pygocentrus nattereri (red-bellied piranha) is the source of this 4748-nucleotide messenger RNA. Its product is annotated as F-BAR and double SH3 domains protein 2. The transcript is spliced from 21 exons. The coding region runs from base 203 to 2554 and encodes 783 amino acids. Gene Ontology annotation, cellular component: neuromuscular junction; recycling endosome. Gene Ontology annotation, molecular function: protein binding. Gene Ontology annotation, biological process: neuromuscular synaptic transmission; regulation of actin filament polymerization. The record is from RefSeq and is a predicted model, not a curated record. Lineage: Eukaryota; Metazoa; Chordata; Actinopteri; Characiformes; Serrasalmidae.
CCCCUCUCUCUCUUUUCAUUUCCCAGCCGCAGUGUUUGCUUUGCUCAGGGGCUUCUGCGUUUUUGUCAUGACCGCCUGAACCAGCCCACUCUGACCCGCUCCUCUCCUCCUCUUCCUCCUCCCUCCACAAGCCUGGCUCGUGUUCCGGAGGGGCUCGUUUUGGAUUAAUUUCUUAUUUCCACAUUCAUGUCGAUGUUCAGACAUGCAGCCUCCGCCGAGAAAGGUAAAAGUGACGCAGGAGUUGAAGACCACUCACACGGAGCAGCUCACCCGACUGCACCUUAAACACCAGACCGAAUGUGAUUUACUGGAAGACAUGAGGACGUACAGCCAGAAGAAGGCUGCGCUGGAGAGGGACUACGCACAGGCUCUGCAGAAGCUGGCCAAUCAGUAUCUGAAGAGGGACUGGCCUGGCAUCAAACCGGACGACCAGCGGACGGACUACAGGAAUGUGUAUGGUGUGUGGAGGGCGUAUCUGGAGGGCACAGUGCAGGUGACCCAGUCUCGACUAUUCGUGUGUGAAAACUACAAGAACGAGAUUUCUGACCCGGCCAAAACCGUACGGCUUUACAAAGAGCAGCAGCUGAAGAAGUGCAUCGAGCAGCUGGGCCGGAUCCAGGCUGAACUACAAGACUCAGUGAAGGACCUGGCCAAGUCCAAAAAGAAGUACUUUGAGCUGGAGCAGAUGGCCCAGGCCGUGCGGGAAAAGGCGGACAUCGAAGCCAAGUCAAAGCUGGGGCUGUUUCAGUCCAGGAUUAGUUUACAGAAGGCCAGCGUCAAGUUGAAAGCUAAGAGAAGCGACUGUAACUCCAAAGCCACUCAUGCCCGGAACGAAUACCUGCUCACCCUCGCUGCGGCCAACGCACACCAGGACCGCUACUACCAGACUGACCUGGCCAACUGCAUUAAGGCUCUGGAUGGUAAUGUGUAUGAUCACGUGAAGGAUUACUUGAUGUCGUUCUGCCGGACGGAGUUGGAAGCGGUCCAGGCUGUCCACAAUACGUUCCAGUUUCUCCUGGAGAAGUCCAGUCGAGUGGUGCAGGACUUCAACCAGCAGCUGUUUCUACAGGAGAAUCCUGUUUUCCACAAAGUACAAGACUUCCAGUUUCAGCCUUGUGACAGUGACACGACUCUGAGCUCCGUGCAGCAGUUGGUGGACAUUGAGCCAUCGGCGGUCAGUGUGAUGAGAAUGACCUUGGCCCAGAGCCGGCAACUGGAGUCAGAAACGGGCACCACCGAGGAGCACAGCCUGAACAAGGAGGCGCGGAGAUGGGCGACCCGCGUAGCCCGAGAGCACAAAAACAUCAUCCAUUACAAACGGGCACUCGAAGAAUGUGAGAGACAGGGGACCCCUCCCUCAGAGCAGAGCCGCAACGACCUGGAGUUUAAAAUAGAGGAGGCCAAAGAGAACAUCCGCAAAGCUGAGACGGUAAAGCUGAAGGCAGAAGCUCGUCUGGACCUUCUUCGGCAGGUGGGCGUUUCCGUGGAUACGUGGCUGAAGAGUGCCAUGAACCAGGUGAUGGAGGAGCUGGAGAACGAACGCUGGGCGUCCCUGCCCUCCCUCACUACCCACGACCCUUCACUCUCAACCACAGUGGAUUUGGACAGAGAAGAAGGAGAAGAUCUUGAAGAAAACAUGGAGGCAUUUGAUGACAGCAGCUCCAGCCCUUCAGGAACCCUGAGGAACUAUCCGCUCACCUGCAAGGUGCUCUACUCCUACAAGGCGUCUCAGCCUGACGAACUGACCAUCGAUGAGCACGAAAUGCUGGAGGUCAUAGAAGACGGAGACAUGGAGGACUGGGUCAAAGCGCGGAAUAAAUCAGGUCAUAUUGGCUACGUGCCAGAGAAGUACCUGCAGUUCCCCACCUCUAACAGCUUACUGAGCAUGCUCCAGUCUCUGGCUGCCCUGGACGCACGUUCACACACCUCCAGCAACUCUACGGACCCUGAGCUGGCCUCGGGCAGCAUCAACGGAGACGCCAGCAUGAACUUCGUUAAGGCCAUAUAUGACUAUGAGGGACAGACAGAUGAUGAGUUAUCCUUCCCUGAGGGUGCGGUCAUACGGAUCCUCAAUAAGGACAAUCAGGAGGACGAUGGAUUCUGGGAGGGAGAAUUUAACGGCCGUGUUGGUGUCUUUCCAUCCGUACUGGUGGAGGAUCUGACUGCAGAGAACGGAGACAUACACUGGGCCUCGGACACUCAGGUGUCGUCAUGUCCCAGGCUGACAUCAUCACUGCCCCCGUUACCCCUGUAUGAGCAGCCACCCUGCAGCACCUACACCAGUCCAGACUCUGGCUCGGCCCCUAUGCUGCCCCGCUCGCCCUCCACCCUCAAUGGAGAGCACAAACCACCUGGCCUGCAGAAGGCACCCGCCCACAAUCACAGUUCCAGUCUGAGUCCGGAGAGUCCAGGCUUCUCCCAGCCGCCCAGAUUCACCCCCGAUGCGUCCGGCCCAGGCAAACUUCGGCCUGUUCGUGCAGCCCCACCUCCCCCAAAACAGCAUUCUCGCAGGCAGGUGGAGAAGACAGAGGAAGUGGAGAUCACGCUGGUGUAACAGCGCCGCCCUUCUGGUUGGAGGACUCAUCUGCACCUGACCUCAAACUCCUCCCACUGGUAUCAGAAGUGAAUGCUAGUGGUACUACUCCGCAAGGAGGAGGAUUGCAUCUCAAAGCCCCGCCGCCUCUACUUUUUUUUUUUUUUUUUUUGUCCUGGAAACACCUCUUCUGGCGUCACAGACUGUUUGGUGCCUUUAACCCUUUUCAUGCCAAAUCCAGUCCUUGUAUUUGUAAUCGUGCACUGUUUUAAAGGCAGGUCUCAACUGUGAUCAUGAUCUUGUUCAUAUGAGUGGGUCUCUGGGGUGGUUUAGACCCACAAAACGCCACAAAAAAACAACACUUGCUGACCAGUAUUGUGGCUUUACCUGUUCGAAUGUUAUGCUGUGCAAACGCAAGGCGGCAGACAAGGAUGAAUCAAGCAUUGUAAAGGUAAAUAAGGCUUUACUUGCACAUAUACAUAUCAAGCAGGCUAUACAAUAGCAGAAAUGCAAUAGCAGGAGGGGUUGGGGCACAUGUUUUGAGAAUGGGGGCUGAUUGUAGUAGGUGUGGGUGACUAAGAUUGCCCUGGCUUCAGCCACAGUGUAGUCCUACCGUAUGUAUUUAAUGUGUAUUAGUACAGUACAUUACUGUCGUCAUAGGAAUGUUCAGAAUAUGUGCAACAUUUCCUCAUAUAAUGUAACUGAGUGGACGCUUUUCUUUUUUCAAAAUGUCAUAGGAUGUCAUAGUGUUGACAUGAGGAGAAAGGGAACUGUGGAAUUGUGUAUAAAAGAGUAAAAUGGUGAAAAAAGAGGGAGAAAGGGAGGGAGGGAGGGAGGGUUAGAGUAGGAGAGAGAAUGGAAGAGAAUGAAGGCGGGAUCCUCCAUUUGCUUUGUUUUUUCCCCUCCUACCGCACCCUCUCUUUCCUCCAGCCAAACGCAUUACUCCUCUGUAUCGUGUUGAUCCGAGUACAGUACUAACUUGCAUAGACAUUAUCCUUUUCUCAGCUUUUCAUUAUGAAGACUGGCAUUUGUACGUAUUACUAAUAUUUAGUCCUGGAAAGGAAGCGUGAGUGGAGUUUUUCAGACGUGUUAAUGCGCGUCAUCGCUCGGAGUGACCUGUCAGGCGAACGUUGGGCCUCGGCGUCACUUCACGGCCGAACCUGUUUGCAUUAUGCCAAUCAAUUUACAAGCAUUAGUUAAAAGUGCUUUAAUUUCCUCUCCUAAUUCAUACCGCGCUCUCUCGUCACAUUAACCAUGGCUGAAACUGAAUGGAUGUUUUCAGUCCUGGUUAUGUUCAGCUGCCAGAGAUGUGUUGGGAUGAGCUACGCAGGACUGUAGGAGGGAAAACUGUGGAGCUGUUUCAUUGUAAUGACUAGGAAUUGGCAUUUGAACCGCUGUUUUGCUGUUUAUAUCUCCUCAUUUUUAAUAAAUAUCAUAACAAGAACAUCCUUCGUACCUGCACUUAUGUGAAAACAUUGAAAAGACGAAACUUUUCUUUCUAAUCUGAAGUUGUGUGCAAAAAUUUGGGCACCCCUGGUCCAAUGACAGUUUGCUUAAGUUUUUUAAGUCAGAAUUCCACACAUUUUACUGGACAAUUACUCUUUAUUUGCUGGGAAAAAAAACAUAAAACAUGGCUCGUUUUAAAUUUACUGCACAUUUUAUAUUUUAUGUCUUAUUUUUUUCUAAUAUGUGGAACUAAAUUUGCAAAAAAAAAUAUAUAUAUAUAUAUGUAUAUUUAAGCUCCUUCCCUGUAGAGCAUUUGUUAACUUAGUGUCACUUAGAAAAUCACCAAAACACAUGAUUUAACUCGACAGAGGUUUUAUGUAGAACCAUGAACACUGAAAGAACCAUUUGCAUGCUUAUAUAGCAAAAAGGGUUCUUCUGUUGUUACACGCUUGACAUCAUAACAAUAGCAAAACCCUUUUUGGAGCUACACAGAACCAUUUUUAAAAAGGUUAUACAUAAACCAUAUACAUCUCAUUCUCUUAUCACUCAGAAGAAUCAUUUUACCAUGCAAAGAACACUUUAAGCAUGCAGAUGGUUCUUUGAGUGUUCAUGGUUCUUUCCAGAACCAUUAUCUUUACUAAAGAACCCUUGAAGAACCAUCUUUCAGAGUGUACUGUGCACAUGCCUUAUUCAAAUAGCUCAUUAAGUAAACACACAUAUAUAACAGAACUGUCAAACAGUUGAAAUAUUAAAGAUUAUUCAUGAUUAA